This is a messenger RNA of Daktulosphaira vitifoliae (grape phylloxera), 5796 nucleotides long. Its product is annotated as general transcription factor 3C polypeptide 1. The transcript has 32 exons. Lineage: Eukaryota; Metazoa; Arthropoda; Insecta; Hemiptera; Phylloxeridae. The record is from RefSeq and is a predicted model, not a curated record. Gene Ontology annotation, biological process: 5S class rRNA transcription by RNA polymerase III; transcription initiation at RNA polymerase III promoter. Gene Ontology annotation, molecular function: DNA binding. Bases 369 to 5543 code for a protein of 1724 amino acids. Gene Ontology annotation, cellular component: transcription factor TFIIIC complex.
GGCAAAAAUUUAGUUAUAAUUUGUUUCGGCUGGAAUACAAUCAACUAAAUUUUUUUUCAAUCAAGUGUUCUCAACUGAAAAAUAUUUGGGUGUUUUAUAGCAUCUCCCCUAAGGCCAGUUGAUAUAUUGAUAACAGUUUCAUUUAGUGAUAUGCUUGAAUAUUCAGUAAAAUUAUACAUCUUCCGUUAUAGUAUUAACUAUGUCAGACAUAAAUAAUACUAAAUAAUUUUAAGGCGAUGAGAGAUUGUCAAUUUGCUCCAAAACCAAAUAUAUUUUACAUUUUUAAUUGUUUUUAGUUAUAGAUUUAUUUUUUUAUCGUAUAUUUUUUCUUUAACUUGGUACCUGAAUUAUGCUGAAUUUUGAAUAAAAUGCAAAGAUUUCAAAGAGAUUUAAGUGCCAUUGUACUUGAUGAAAUAGCUUUAGAAGGUUUAGAUGGUAUAACUGUUGAAGCGUUAUGCACAAGACUGUCAAUUUGUAAUGAUUGGCCAAUAAAACCUAUCAAUGAAUCAGUGAAAACGAUAAUUUGGUCCAUUGUAGUAUGUUUGAAAAAUAUUGAGUUCUAUAGACUCAAUGAACCUAGGGAACCUUUAGUCAUAUAUAACAGAUAUGAGUACAUCCACGGUCAAUUUGGAUCAAUAUAUGAACCUAAAGAUACGCCAAAAGAUAUAUAUCCAAAUCAUUGUAUUGAAGAUGGGUUAAUUAUGGGUUCUUGUAAAGACUAUUUCACAAGAUUUAAUCUUGGAACAUUUCCAAGAAAAAUAACUGUUGAAGAAGUAGAAAAACGGUGGAAUAAUUGUUUGGUUAUUGUAGCUUCCCAAGAAGUUCGCACAAAAGCUUUAAUUCCAGAAGAAAAACAAUUUUCUCUAAAACUACCAGUGAGGUCUUAUUUAGUUUUAGAAAAAAUAGGUCGUGCACGAUAUUUGGGAGAAGCUUCUCAUGGAACUCAUUCAUUAAGGAGCAUAUUUCCUGAUCCAAAAGCAUUAUCUUAUAUAAGAAAUCGAUUAACUCUUGAUGGAUUAAUAAAAAAUCAAAUAGUAGCAUAUGCUGGUACAAAAACUCAAAUGGGAAAUCGUGUUGUUAUUUCAAGUUUAAUAAGAUUUUUUGUAAAACAACAAUCUGUAAUUGAAGUUAUGGUAGAAAAAAUUGUAGAAUUUUUAAAAAAACAGCCUAAUCAAAUAGCUACUUAUGAUCAAGUUAAAAGCACAUGUAGUGUUAGCUUAGCAAAAACAUUUAAGCAACCACAACUAAAAAAAUUUUGUAACACUAAUCUAAAACUAAAUUAUAGAGACUUAUAUCCAAAUGCUACCAAGACUGAAUAUAUAAAUAAAAAAGAUCCAAAGGUUGAAAGAACAUUAAGAUGUAUUCAAUUAAAACAAGAAUAUGAAACAAAAAACCAAGAUUUACAAAUAGAAAAAAAAUUAGACAUUAAAGGUCAUGAAUUUAAAAGGGAUGCUGCUUUUGAUAGACAAAUACUUAGAUGGAUUGAAAACCAAGGUGAUAAUGGUGCUACUCUUUCAGAUAUUUCUCGUGUUUUUCGAUUUACUUCAGAUGGUAACUUAGAUAAUAUUUUGAAAUUACUGAUAAAAUCAAACUAUCUUAGUAAACAUUAUUGUGAUCGAGGUCGUGCUAAAGUUCAUGUUUAUGUUGCAAAAAUAAAAUGUUCAACAUCAGUUAAAAAUGAAAAUAUUUUUUUGGAAAAAAGUGUUAUUGCAUUAGUUACAGAGGAAUCACUUAUGGAUAGUCAAAACUUAUUACAAGAUACAACAUUAAAUGAUACGACUUCAAUUACUCCUAAUGAUGAUACUAAAAAUACUACAUUAGUUAAUAGUAAUAUUAAUCAAUGUAUCAACAGUAAUGAAAUUGAUAAAAAUGAUUAUAGUAUUACAAAUUUGGAUAAUAGUUUUGAAAAUAUAACUACAACUGAAGUAAACAGUUCAAAUGUUUCAACUAAAAUAUCAUUACCCAACAAAGUAAUAUUAAAUGACGAUGGUUUGUCUAAUGACUUAGAACAGCAAAUAACAAGAACAAUGGAUGUAGGAUAUUGUCAACAGUUGUAUGAGAAUUCUAAGCAAACAAUUUUUAUGACUGAUCGUUUUUUUUUUCGUCAGCAAAUUAUAUUCAGUGUAUUAAAUACAGAUAGUGUAAUCAGCUUAGUAAACUUAAAAAAAACUAUUAUUAAUACUGAAAAAGAAAAUCCAAAAUUUAUUGGAACACUUGAUAUAAAAACAUUAGUUAAAAUUCUUGGAUACUUUGAAUCAAAAGGUAGAUUGAAAUCAGUAUUAUAUAAAGUCAGUUAUGGCAAUAAAACUAUAAAUCAAACAUUUAUUGGUGUUCCUGAUAUUGAUUUCAGUCAGCCUGAUAUUAUUUCUUACAUGAAUAGCUUCUUAAAUAAAUUCAACAAUAAAAUGAAAACAAAAAAAGCAAAUAAAAAAUGGAACCUAAUGGUGUAUAAAUCGCCAGAACCGAAAAUUGACAUAUUUGAUUUGAAAUUACCCAGGUUUAUGAAAAUGAGAUCAUUACAUGAGUAUUUAUUUUAUAUUGUGUACGAACACCCUGGAACAAGUUUAACAAAUGCGUGUGAAGAAACGGAAAAAACUGUUUUAAGUUACAAGAAUGACUUGAUUCAAAGUGAUAAAGUUCAAAUACCUAUAGUUUAUAAUCCAACAAUUGGUUGGAAAAUGUUUGUACCACCAUUACCUAAAUAUCCAAAAUACCCUGAAGGCUGGUUUUUUGUUAGUGACAUAAUUCAUCAUAUGCCAUUAGACUUAAUGUUAAAAAUUGUUAAUUUUAACAAAACAAAAGUCAAUUUAGAAAAACUUGUAAAUUAUGCUACUCAUCCUGUUUUUAAAUACUUACCUCUUAUGACUUUGUCCUCAGAAGUUCGUAAUAUAUUAUCACAAGGAUUAAAAAAACAUAUUCAAAAUACCUUAAGUGUUUUACGUUUAUUGUGUACCAUUGGAUUAUUACAGUUUGGUCCAAAAACAUACAAGGAUACUGAACUAAUUUAUGCAUAUUUAAAUAGACGUGCUAGUUUGUUAAAUACUGUUCAAAGUGAGCCAAGUUAUUAUCGAGUAUCUGAUAUAACUUACGAACGCCGACUAUAUGAAUUUACUAGCAGUUAUGAAAUAGAAAAUUAUUGGUUAGAUACCUGGUAUUUUUGUACCAAUACUCCUCUGGGUUAUAGAACAACAAAUAGCAGUAAUAAACCAGGAAGGCAAGAUAUGCUUGAAAGAACUAAGAUGGUUAUUGAAGAAUGUUGUGCAUCAAGAAGUGAAUUUGAAGCGAUAGCUCAAGAUGAUGGAAGUAUACCUGGAGAUAAUAAAGGAGCAGCUGGAUUUGAUAGUCAUUUGUAUUCGCAUUUAUCAAGAAAUUGGAAUAUUAAGAAAAAAUUAAAUCAAUUAACUUCCAAGAAAAAAACAAAAAAUUUACUAUUAUCUCAAAGAAUAUUGAAGAAUCGCAAGAAAAAAGAAACUAAGAAAACAGAAGAUACUUCUAAUAAAUUAUAUCAAAUAAGAUACAAGUGGACUCCAAAUGAAGAUAAUAUAUUAAUUUUUUGGAAAGUUGGUACGUUUUUAAUCAAACAGGUUCAGAGUCAUGCAUUUAUUUCAUAUGGAAUUAAAGAUGUCAUGAAAUCUGUGUUUGGAAAGUUUUAUCGUUUGAAAAGUGUUGACAACUAUUUAAGAAGAAUACGUUAUCUCAUGAAAAACCCAUUAAUUGAAAGUAGAGUCCAACAUUUAUAUGAAAGCCUUAAAACUGAUGAGGAAGUUAAAGACAUGUUUAAAAAUGAUAUUCAAAAACAAAAAGAAUUAUACAUGUCAAAAAAAUUUAGAGCCAUGAGAGAAUUAAUUGUUAUGAACAUAAAAAAACUUGUUAUUUUUCUGCGUGAACGUGGUAUUUCAAUUGAAACCAGAACAUUACUGUUACAAAAAAAAAGGCAAAUAACUGAAAAACCUAUUGAUGAAAAACCUGAAAACUUUUUAAUUGACUCAGAUAUUCACAGUAUACAUGAAUCAAUAACUAGUUUACGAGAUAUUAGUCAAGAAUAUGACUAUUCAUUCUCUUUACACGAUAUUAAUUUAUCAGUAAUCAACUCUUUAAUUCAUAGCUCACUAAGCAAUCAAAGCAGUGAUCCAAAAAUUUCACUAGGUUACUUACUCGUUUUUAAACAAUAUUCUGAAGAAAUAUUAAAGCAAGCAUUUGAUAUCAUUAAAGAUGACAAUUUGAUAACAUGUAGUCAAUAUCAUAAAAAAUCUCUUCAAGUUUUACUUUCCACUUCUCAUGUUAUACAAUCAAAAACUUAUGAAUAUGCUUCUAAAUUCUAUUCAAUAAUUGUGGGAAAAACAGAUACUGGUCGUUUCAAAGAAGCUUUUUUAACUUACGAAUGGAUUAAAAAUGAUUUAUUUGAAAGAAAAAUAUUAUUGUUGUCUCCAUCAUGUGGAUUUUGUACAUUAUUAACUAGUUUAUGUGCUUGUGAUUUUGUUGAUAUUUGUAUUGAGUUUGAUAAAAAGUUUCUUGAAUAUAUGUCUGAUGAAACUUCAGAUAAUGGAUCAAACUGUCUAAAAAAUACUUUGAAACGUAUGCGCAGUCGUCAUUUUGAUUUGUUAACUGAUAGUAAUGAUACAAUUGAGUACAUAAAAAUUAUUACAUCUAUAACAAAACAGUUAAAAAAUUAUCAAGUUGUUUGUAGAUUAAAAAACAAUAUUCCAAAUAUUGAAAAUGAUAUGAAUCCUGUAUUUGAGGAAAUUUUAAGUUAUCCAAUAUUUAAUCCAAAAUUAGAAUGUCUCAGUAAGUUAAAUGAGUUAUGUCAAAAUUUGCUUGAAUUUUGUAAAAGCAAAGAACAUUGUGGUGCAACACACAAAGAUAUUAAAGAAUAUUUCAAUAGUAUUUCUUUGUUUUUACUCAAAAUAUCAUUAAAUGAUUUAAUGGAUUACAAUUUUAUAUUGAGAGCUGGUAUUGAACUUCCAACAUAUGUACAUUAUAGUUAUGCAGAUGUUUGGUUAAUAAAAUUACCUAAUACUUCCGUUUGGAACAUUAAUGAAGAAAUUGAAAAAGAAGAGUUUGUUAAUGAUAGAAUCAAAGAUAUAAAUGGUCCUCCAUUAAAAAAAAUGAAAGAAGAAAUUUCAAAAUCUAAAGAUAGAAGUGAAGAAUUUAGUUUAAUCAAGGUACGACCUUGGACAAGAUUAGAUUUAACAAUAAACCAAAAAGUAUUAGAAAAAUUUUUAAAUUCUGUUCUAUCAAAAAUUGUUAAGAAACCAGGCAUUUUUUUAAAAAACCUGAAAAAAGAAUAUAAUCCAAUUAUCCAACCGUUACAUGUUAGAGAACUUGUUGAAAUGCUCGAAGCCAUGAAAUGUGUUAAAAUGAUUUCUAUUAAAAAUGUGUUAAAACCAUCAUGUUUUUCUGAACUUUGGCCAUCUAACCACAACUUAUCAUUUUGUGAUGCACUAGGUUUAGAAGAUGAAUCUUCAAUUAUGAUAGAGCCUACAUUAGAUUGUGAUCUAAGGUUUGGAUAUUGUUCUAGUAGAUUUACUUUUGAUAUUGAGUAACUUUUUGUAAUACUACCAAAAUACUUUACUUUUAUUAAAACAAUAAAAUAGUUUCCUUUUUUUAAUUGUAAUAAUUGUUACAUUAAACAAACAACUGAAUAUUCUUUUUUUUAUAUGUUAGAUAUUUCAUAACUUUUUUUUAUUAAUUUUUUACUUAGAUUAAAAGUUUUUUAUUUUUAUGAAAUAUCCUAUUGUAUGUAAAUAUACUGUAACAUUACACCAAUAAAAUAAGAAAAUAGUUACAAAAAAUUAA